AUGUCGAAUUCCUUAUUCGGAGGAGGCCAGUCAAGCCUCUUCUCCACGAACAAUACGCCAAGCGCCUUUGGCAACACUUCGACUACGCAAGCUCCUUCUGGCGGAUCUUUGUUUGGAGCACAGUCGCAAGCUCAACCACAGCCCGCCCAGUCUUCUAUCCUUGGACAAAGUCAAGCGCAAAAUAAUGCGGCGCAAAACUCGCGACCUUCGAACCAAGCGACGCAGCCCGCCUUUUUCAACAGCCUCUUGGAACGUGGUAAGAAGAGACCGCUUUCUGCAAUUGGUCAAAGCACAAAUUUCGAAGAGCUUCCCAGCCUCCAAUUGGGCCUCGAUGACAUUCGACGGAAGGCAAGAGAGCUUGGGUCCGGAGGAUCCAAGGAACCCCAACAUGGUCUCACCAGUAAAGGCCACUAUCUCCUUGCCGCAUCGGGCGUCUCACCUGGGCAUGCUCUGCGAGACCUCAAAGCCCUGGACCCUCAGGUUUCGAUAGCGACCCCUCCGAAAGAGCAGGACACGUUUGACCCGGACAAUCAAAAGUUCCUCAGGAACAUGCAGCAGCGUGGGCGCCAGGCAAUGAUUGCGGAGAGCCUCGCUCGGACCCACAAGGAUUUUGAUGCAUUCCUGGAGGAGAAGGUCGAUUUGGACUGGGAAGAACAGCGCCGGAAGAUUUUCCAGCAUUUCGGUCUAGCUCAGAAGGAUGAUACUGGUGACAUGAAAGGCUCUUUUGGCCGUUCCGCACGACAAUCCAAGCCGUUUGGUGCCGGUCCUUCAGGUGCUCGUAGGAGCGUCUUUGGACGGUCUGGCUUCGACAAGUCCGUUAUCGGUACACCUGGUCCUGUCGCAGCCAGUAACCAACUGUUCGAUGACCCGAUGGAGCGCAAUGAAGGCGCCGGUGUCCACUCCCCCGACUUGCGGUUCUUGCGUGAGAAGAUGGGUCAUUAUGCGGAGAAGGUUCAGCUCUUGAACUCCGCUCGGCUCCAGGCGCGCACAUUCCCAGUUCUUCACGAAUUUUCAGAGAUUGAGAAACACACGGGUGGUGAUGUCCCCCGGCAGCUUUUUGAUGCUUACCAGGCACUUAUUAGCAUUGUCAAGGAGCCUGUGAAUAUCACGAGCUCCUCAGACCCUGGUGCACUCAAAGAGAGGCAAUUUUGCGAAGACUACCUGGAUGAGACGCCAAAUUCUCGCAGAGUUGUAAACCUACGGAAACGCAUCGUUGAUGGGUCGAGAUCGUUUCUGGAAAACCUCUUCUACAACGAGAUCGAGGCUGCUAUUGCCAAAAACCCCCGAGAAGCGCAGCUUGGUGGUAUUCCGACUGUCAUCAAUAAAAUUCGUGCUUACAUCCGACUCAGGGCCGCCAGAAAAGACCUGGCCCCAGACGGAACCGAGCUACAGAUGGUUGGCCAGGAUUAUUGCUGGAUUCUCAUCUUCUAUCUGCUUCGUUGUGGAUUCGUCACGGAAGCGGCAGAAUAUGUGAGCCAGGAUCCUGGGUUCCGGUCACUGGAUCAUAAAUUUGUGACGUAUAUGACCACUUUUGCACAAAACAGACGGUUGCCGCGCGACCUGCAACAGAAGAUUAAUGGCGAGUACCAGCAGCGGUCGCGUAAUGCUCCAGACAAUACCGUCGACCCCUACCGGAUGGCUUGCUACAAGAUCAUUGGACGGUGUGAACUCAGCCGCAGACGCUUGGAUGGCGUGAGCCAGAGUGUUGAGGAUUGGAUGUGGCUGCAAUUCAGCUUGGCCAGAGAAGACGACCGCGCCGAGGAGGUGGCAGGUGAUGUCUUCGGCCUUGAGGACAUUCAGACCGACAUUACUGAAAUUGGACAACGAGUGUUUGGUAAGGGCCAGGAGGGACCUGGUGGUUACGGAACAUUCUUCCUCCUUCAAAUCCUGGGUGGAAUGUUCGAGCAAGCCAUCUCAUACCUUGGAUCUUAUGCACCCAUCAGCGCUGUGCACUUCGCGAUUGCCUUGGCGUACUAUGGUCUUCUGCGGGUGUCUGACCCCAACACCUCCGGUGAUGAGAUACUAUCGUUCACUGUGAAACAAUACCCGCAGAUCAACUUCGGUUAUCUCAUAACCCAAUACACGAGAGAAUUCCGCACAGGGCUUGUCGAAGCAGCUGUCGAUUAUUUCACUCUGCUCUGCCUGAAUGCAGACCUGCCUGGAUCUCUGGGCAAGAACCAAGCUUCUGUGUGCCACGAAGCCCUACGGGAAUUUAUCCUGGAGACCCGGGAUUUCGCCAAGUUGCUGGGCGACAUUCGGGCCGAUGGAACUCGCAUUAAGGGGUUGAUUGAGCAGCGGAUCAGUUUGAUCAAACUCGUCGAUCAGAAUGAGUUCCUUAGGACGAUUACUGUGCAGGCCGCUGCUGUGGCGGACGACAAGGGCUUGAUCACUGACGCUGUCCUCUUAUACCACCUUGCCGAGGACUACGAUCGCGUUAUCGACAUCAUCAACCGGGCGUUGUCUGAUUCGGUGGCUGUCGAGCUGGGCGGUCCUGCCUUGAAGUUGCAGCCUCUGCUGCCGCGGACCGAACAACAAGGCGUGGAGGAGUCGGUCGAACCCGGCAGCAGCCUCAGCCUGACGGCAGUUGAGGACCCGGUGGUAUUGGCGAAGAACAUGAUCGGUCUCUACAACACUAAUGCCCUUUAUUACCAACGCAUUCGCCAAGUAAACCGGGAUGCAUGUGGUCUGCUCCUCCGCAUGAUGGAGGCGAAGACAGAAGUCGAAGCUGGAAAAUGGACUCAAGCGCUAGAUGCCAUCAACGAGUUGAACAUCCUCCCUCUGAGGGCUCGAGGAUCAGUUCCUUAUAUCCGAAGCACUGCCCAGGCUUUCUCGUCCUUCCCUCCAAUCAUCUCCCGCAAUGUUGGCCAUGUAAUCAUGUGGAGCAUCACCUGUAUUGGUCGCGAGCGAGAGCGGUUGAACUCUGGGGCGUAUGAAAACGAGAUCAGACAGGGGCUGGCCGGCGAAUUGUUGGUUAUGGCUAAGGACUUGAUGAUUUUCUCUGGCAUGGUGAAGUACAAGCUCCCGCCACGAGUUUACGAGACGCUUGCGCGUGCUGGUGCCGAUAUUGGGGCGUAUUGA
This is a messenger RNA of Aspergillus terreus NIH2624, 3078 nucleotides long. RefSeq names its product linker nucleoporin NIC96 (gene nic96). Gene Ontology annotation, molecular function: structural constituent of nuclear pore. The transcript is spliced from 5 exons. Bases 1 to 3078 code for a protein of 1025 amino acids. Lineage: Eukaryota; Fungi; Ascomycota; Eurotiomycetes; Eurotiales; Aspergillaceae. Gene Ontology annotation, cellular component: nuclear pore. The record is from RefSeq and is a predicted model, not a curated record. Gene Ontology annotation, biological process: protein import into nucleus; poly(A)+ mRNA export from nucleus.